GAAAUUCCCUGAGAGCAGGUAAACUACAUAGACCAUAAUUCUUUGCAGCAGGAUAAGGCGGGGCUUAGAGGUUAAAAUGGCACUGUCGGCCAUUUUAUUAUUUCUUUGUUUGGCAUGGUCUGAGGAUUUGAACCUCUUUUGGAUUGUGGACUGAGCUUCCAAUGGAUGUGUGUUUGUAUAAAACAUCCAUCCUGUGUAUCCAUCCUGUAGAUACAACCAUCCUGUAUAAUCUCUCCAUUCACCCUAUGUCUCCCUACAUCAUCUUCCUUCCUCCAUCCAUCCUUUCCUCAGCCAUGCAUUAACUGUCCAUUCAUACACCUGCUCUGCCUCAUCGUGAAAUAUGCUGUGACUCUGAGAAUAAACUGCAUCAGUUGAAGUUCUGUUCAUCCUCCUGUGUUUUAAUGGACACACCAUCACGACAGCCACCCUUCCACCAAAUGCAAUCCAACUAAACUUUACAUGGUGCCGAAACCCGGGAAUGGCAGUUAUGAUGGAUACAGAUCAAGAGAACAGACGAUCCACACGGCAGAGAAGGCCUCCAACCCAUCUUCAGCAAUAUAACGUCGAGUCAGUGGGCUUUGGAAAGCCACAGGAACCCUGCACCACUAAUCCAAGGCCUUCAGCUACCCAUCUUAAACCUGGAGGUAGAGGGAUCACGAAUCCUGCCCCAGCACAACAACAAUCUGACCUCAAGGAACUACAGGACGAGGUAUGCAGCCUGAAAGAGACAAUAAAACUACUUGUUGAUCGUAUGGGAUCCCUGCAUAUUUGUAACAGAGACUCUGAGUCAGUAAAUGUUUCUGAAGAUUGCAUUAGCUCUGAUGAUGACUUUGAUGUUGAUUACUCCCAACCUGCACAAAGACCUCAUAGUUGUGUAGAAUUUCAAUGUUCUAUACCUGAAGAGAACAGAGUUAGAAGUUCAUGUUCAGCCCCAUCUAGAUUAGCUUUUCCCCAUCCUGCCUCCCAAUCUAGUUCUGUACAGCCUCAGCCUUUGAUUGCACCCCAGUCUAGUGUUGUGCCUACUCAUAAUCCCCAGCCUAGGCCUCAGCCCCUUCAACCUUAUCCUGCCUUUCCAUCUAGUUCUUUACAGCCUCAGGUUUCCUCUCAGUCUGGUGUUUUGCCUCCUCAUAUCCCUCAGUCUAGCUCCCAGCCCCCUCAACCUCAGCCUGCCUUUCCAUCUAGUUCUGUACAGCCUCAGGUUUCCUCUCAGUCUGCUGUUUUUCCUCCUCAUAUCCCUCAGUCUAGCUCCCAGCCUAGCUCCCAGCCUCCUCAGCAUUAUCCUGCCUCCCCAUCUAGCUCUUUACAGUCUCAGCCUCAGCCCCACACAGCUUUCCAGUCUGGUUUUUUGCUUCCUUGUAAUCUCCAAUCUAACUUCCAGCCUGCUCAGUCUUAUCCUGCCCCCCAAUUUGAUCUUCCAACUCCUGCUGAUUCCCAGUCUAACCCAUUGCCUCCUUUGGCUUUACAGCCUGGUCUUUUAGUCCAACCUGCUCCCCAACCCAUUCCUUCAGUACAGCCUGCUCCUGUAUCCAACCUUUAUGUCCCUCCUCUACCUGGCCUACAGCUUCCAACUGCUCCUGUACAUAGCUUUUAUGCGCCUCAGGCUCACUAUACCAACUCUCCUUCCCAAACUCCUGUUACUAGCCAUUAUUCAUCCCGUAUAGUUACUCCUUCCUUUCCUGAUUUUCGCAGUGAUGACCCAUAUGAAUUCAUUAUGUUGAAAAUGGCAUUAGACAACUUGGUACCCCCCUAUGAGUCUGAGAUGUUUAAGUAUCAUGUUUUAUUGGACCACCUUUUGCUACCCUCUGCUCGCUACAUAGCAUUAUCAUAUGCCCAUGACCCACAACCGUACACCAAGUCAGUAGCAGCUCUUGAACAGCAAUAUGGUCAGCCACACCAUCUUGCCCUGAGAGAGAUAUCCUCUAUUUUGCAACUCCCUCGAAUACGUCCAGGAGAUUCAAAGGGUUUUCAUGCCUUUGCCCUUAGAGUACAAUCCCUAGUGGGAAUGCUUCAAUCACUAGGUCCAGGAGCUGGGACAGCAGAGUUGUCUUGUUCAUCCCAUGUCCAACAAUUAUUAAGCAAAUUACCUACUGACCAAAUUGCAAACUAUGCACGGUACGCCCAGUUACACCAUCCCCAUGUCCAGUACAACUUAAUGCACUUCAGUGCUUGGCUUCAAGGAGAAGCCCAAUGCCAAGCUCUAGCAUCUGGUGUUUUGGGUCCACACCUUGGUGUUCUUCAUGAAGCAAACAGGAAAACAGAUGAUUUAGUCCCUCAGCAUUCGUCCUCCAAGGUACUCUACCUGAACCCAUCAAGCUAUUCCCCCAAAGUGCUUCUGAAGAUGGUAAAGGUCAUUCUGAGUUACAAAGAUUUUGACAAUGCCAUGCCAAUGCUACUCAUCGGAGCAGACAACACUUACCUGAUAACUGCCAUAGAAGAGGUGAGGGCUGGACCCCCUGGAACCCCUGUGGCCAUUCACACACGAUUGGGAUGGACCCUGCAAGGACCAACUUACCUACACAAGACAGAUUCAGCCCAGCUGCUGCUGGGGGGUCUUCAGCAGAGCUGCUGA
Messenger RNA from Astyanax mexicanus (Mexican tetra), 2569 nucleotides. RefSeq names its product BRD4-interacting chromatin-remodeling complex-associated protein-like. The record is from RefSeq and is a predicted model, not a curated record. The coding region runs from base 479 to 2569 and encodes 696 amino acids. The transcript has 5 exons. NCBI's taxonomy places the organism in Eukaryota, Metazoa, Chordata, Actinopteri, Characiformes, Acestrorhamphidae.